Colossoma macropomum (tambaqui) is the source of this 1248-nucleotide messenger RNA. Its product is annotated as ribonuclease inhibitor-like. Bases 28 to 1248 code for a protein of 406 amino acids. Gene Ontology annotation, molecular function: protein binding. The record is from RefSeq and is a predicted model, not a curated record. The transcript is spliced from 8 exons. NCBI's taxonomy places the organism in Eukaryota, Metazoa, Chordata, Actinopteri, Characiformes, Serrasalmidae.
CAGGAUCAUAGACAACCUUUUUAGAAGAUGUCUUCUUCUUCAGCUCACACCACUCCUGUCCAGACCAGCAUCCCAGCUCAGACAGAAGGAAACGUACACAAAAAGGAGGAGUUGGAUGUGUUCUACAUAAACAUGAAUGUCCUGCGUACAUAUGAACAACCAGAGAAAUGUCUUCUGGAGUUGCUACCAAGAGCUGAAACAUUCAGAAAAGUUGUACUGUGUGAGUGUAGUCUCUCAGAGGAAAGCUGUGCAGCUCUGGCUUCAGCUCUAAGAAACUCUUCAGCAGUCAGAGAGCUGGACCUGAGUAAGACUGAACUGCAGGAUUCAGGAGAGGAGCUGCUCUCUGCUGCAUUGGAAAAUCCUCAUGGUAAACUGGAGAAACUGAGGCUGUUUGAGUGUAAUCUCACAUGGAAAAGCUGUGAAGUUCUGGCAUUAGUUCUCAGUUCAACUUCCACAAAACUAAGAGAGCUGGACCUUAGUAAGAAUAAACUGCAGGAUUUAGAAGUAAAUAUGCUCUCUAUUGGACUGCAGAAUCCACAUUGUCAACUUGAGAUACUGAGGCUGGAAUACUGCGAUUUUACAAAGGAGGGCUGGGCUGCUCUUUUUGAAGCUCUGAAAUCAAAUCCCUCACACAUGAAAGAGCUGAAUCUGAGCAACAUAUUCCUAUUUUCAGGAAUGGAUUCGCUAUCUGCUCUGCUGAAGGAUCCUUACUGUAAACUGGAGAAACUACAACUGGAAUACUGCAAUAUUAAAGAUGAAGGCUGUGCUACUCUGAUUGAAGCUCUGAAAUCAAACCCCUCAUUACAACUGAGAGAGCUGAAUCUGAGCUGGAAUGAUCCAGGACAGUCAGGACUAAAGAAGCUCUCUGAUCUACUGGAGGAUCCACACUGUAAACUGGAGAAACUAGAACUGGAAUCCUGUGGUAUUAAAGGGGGAGGCUGUGCUGCUCUGGUUGAAGCUCUGAAAUCAAACCCCUCUUCACAUCUGAGAGAGUUGAAUCUGAGCAACAAUAAUCUAGGAGAUUCAGGAGCAAAGGCGCUCUCUGAUCUGCUGAAAGAUCCACACUGUAAACUGGAGAAACUACAGCUGUCUCACUGCAAAAUUUCAGGUGAAGACUGUGCUGCUCUGGAUUCAGCUCUGAAAUCAAACCCCUCAUCACACCUGAGAGAGCUGGAUCUGAGCUGCAAUCAUCGAGCAGACAUAAUACUGAAGCAGAUCUGUGAUCUAGUGAAGGAUCCACAAUGGUAA